Messenger RNA from Ziziphus jujuba (common jujube), 1101 nucleotides. RefSeq names its product dehydrin ERD14. Gene Ontology annotation, biological process: response to water. The coding region runs from base 150 to 839 and encodes 229 amino acids. Gene Ontology annotation, cellular component: membrane. Lineage: Eukaryota; Viridiplantae; Streptophyta; Magnoliopsida; Rosales; Rhamnaceae. The record is from RefSeq and is a predicted model, not a curated record. The transcript is spliced from 2 exons.
CAUUCUCACAAGGCUAAUUCAUCGUCUCAAAACAUAAAGCUAGUCUUUCAGUGUCUAUUGCAAACAAGCACUUGUCUAUCCAAGUGUUCUUUGUUAUUUGUAAUCACACAGUUGGAUCUUUAUUUUUUAUUGUUCAAAGUCUGAUCGAUAUGGCUGAGGAACACCACAACAAGAGCCAGGAGCACGAGGCCAAGGUUGGUGAUGAAGGUGCUGUUGAAACCAAGGAUCGAGGGUUGUUUGAUUUCUUGGGGAAGAAAGAAGAGGAGAAGAAGCCACAAGAGGAGGUGAUCGCGACUGAGUUUGAGAAAGUUCGAGUGUCUGACGUUGAGCCUCAUGUGGUUAAAGAGGAACACAAGGACGAGGAAAAGAAACACGGUUUGCUGGAGAAACUCCAUAGAUCAGGCAGCAGUUCUAGUUCUUCGAGUGAUGAGGAGGAAGGCGAAGGAGAAGAGAAAAAGAAGAAGGACAAAAAGGGUCUGAAAGAGAAGAUCGAGGAGAAGAUUUCGGGAGAAAAGGAGCACGAGGACACGACCGUUCCGGUGGAGAAGCACGAAGAAGCACAUGUUGUCACAGAGGCAGGACACCCUGAAGACAAGAAAGGUUUCCUCGACAAGAUUAAGGGAAAAUUACCUGGGCAACAUAAGAAGGCUGAAGAGGUACCACCUCCUCCUCCUCCGCCGUCCGCUGAGUACGCAGCCACUGAGGCAGCGUCUCAUGAAGGUGAGGCUAAAGAGAAGAAAGGCUUCUUGGACAAGAUCAAGGAAAAGCUUCCUGGAUAUCACCCUAAGACUGAGGAAGAAAAGGAAAAAGAGAAGGAAAGUGCUUCUGCCAUCCCUUAAUUAUUAAUUCCAUUAAUUAAGGGAUGGCCUUGCAUCUCUAUUUUAAUCAAUGAGUGAUAGUGUGGUUUGUUUAUUUUUUCUCUUCAUGAUUGGCCUAUUGGUUUUCUCUCUUUUUUUUUUUUUUUUUUGGGUUUUUCCUUCCUUUUUUUGUUAAAAAAGAAAAAGAAAAAGAAAAAGCACUUUAUGUAUAAGCUCUUUUAAUGUACUUAGUUUGUUUAAUAUUUAAAUUCAUGUUUACAAAAAGAAAAGGAUUUUUAAUUGA